Molecule: messenger RNA, 1247 nt
Organism: Diospyros lotus (date-plum)
Lineage: Eukaryota; Viridiplantae; Streptophyta; Magnoliopsida; Ericales; Ebenaceae
Exons: 10
Coding region: 74-1051 (325 amino acids)
Source: RefSeq, a predicted model, not a curated record
GUUAUUCAAUCCAAGAGGAAGCAUACAAAUUAUAGUCUAUUGUUACAGAAGAACGGGGAAGUAGGAAGAAGAUAUGGCUAGAACAAUGGCCUUUUGUAUCUCGAUUCCCACUGCCUCUUCCAGAAGCCUCUUGCGGCUGCCCUAUCUGAAUCCCCAAUUCUGUGUAAAUUGUUUCCCUUCUUCUUCUUCAACGCCUUCGUCUAUCUCCAAUGGUAAUAAUAAUAUCCUCCGACUGGCUCCCUGCCGCGCCGCAAAACAGCAGCAGAGCCAGCGCGGCCCCGUCAAGAAGGGCAACAACAAGAAGAAAAAGAAGGUCGGCGGCGGCGACGAUAGUUAUAAUACUGACGAUGUUGAAAUUGAAGACGACGGGUUUGGUGCCGAUGCAACGCAGCCGAAAUACCAGCCGCUUCCGCUGCCAAAUCCACCUGCAGGGUUCGUGCUGGAUAAGCAAGGGAGAGUUCUUAUGGUUUCCAACAAACGCGUUGCUACCAUUGUUGAUUCUACCAAUAAUCUCCCAUUAGACUGCAUCAUAAGGAGAGUAUUUAGAAGUUCACGUGGGGAUGAGUGCAUGGUGCUCUACCCUGUUGAUACGCCUGUUCAAAUUUUGAAGAGCAAAAAUAUUGAUGGAUGGUCAGCUGUCAGUGAUGAAGAAGUUGAAUCUAUACUUCCUACUGCAGCAUAUGCACUUGCCAAGAUACACAUGCAUCUGGUACAUAGUGGAUUCUGUUAUACAGCUAGGGGAGGAUUCUGCUACACAGAGGAUGACAUAUUUGAAUUCCGUACAGAUGAUGGCCAGGAUGUAGAUGGGUUGCCAACGGAAGGCAUAGAAAUUACAUGUUUCCAUCUGGAUGGGAGCCAUUACAUGAUUUAUACACCAUCUGACCCGCUUCUUUUUGUUGCAGUGAAGGAUCAGAAUGGCCAGUUGCAAAUUGUGGAUGAUGAUCUGUUGGAGGACCCAGCUGUAAUAGGUGCCAUAGAUGAGGAGACUGAAUUCAAUGCCCUUGUGGAAGAAGAGGCUGCCCUCCUUGAUUCCUUGUUAGGGAAAAGAUAACUGACUAGUUUGACAUUGGUGCUGACAUGUGACAUGUCUGUCAACUCAAGGUUUUCCUGUUUAUCGAAAGUUUGUUCAUUUCUAUAUUUUUAGAUACAUUAUUAUUAUUGUAUAUAUUAAUUAAUAGUUAGUGUUGUUAUUAUAACACUAAUAAUUUUGUCAAGUAACGAAUUGAUGAAAUGCUGAAUGUUCAUCA